UAAUACACAUAGUUUGAAUUCCAACAACAUAAAAACCCACAACAAAACCCAUUUUUACCAACUGCUCAUCUCAUCUUCUUCGUUUACUUUCCCACAAAAUAAAAUUGAAAAUCCAGAAGAAACAAUGGCUGAUAAGAAAGUGAAUCCGAUAGGUAACGCAAUGGGUUUGCUUCGUAUCCGUGUUAUACGUGGCAUUAAUCUGGCCGUUCGUGAUGUUAAGAGCAGUGAUCCUUAUGUCAUCGUGCGUCUAGGAAAACAGAAACUAAAGACUCGUAUCAUCAAGAAGUCUCUUAAUCCGGAAUGGAAUGAAGAUCUGACUCUGUGUGUUAUGGAUCCAAAUGAACCUGUUAGACUUUUUGUUUAUGACCAUGACACAUUCUCGCUGGAUGACAAAAUGGGAGAUGCAGAGUUUGAUAUGAGACCAUUCUUAGAUGCAGUAAAGUCGAACUCACAGGGCGCUCCAGAUGGAACUGUUAUCAGAAAACUGAUACCAGACAGGCAAAACUGCAUUGCGGAGGAGAGUUGCAUUGUCUGGAAGGAUGGCAAAGUCACUCAGAACAUGUUCUUACGACUCCGCAAUGUUGAAUGUGGUGAAAUUGAGCUCCAGUUGCAGUGGAUCGAUCUUCCUAGCUCUCGAGGUGCAUAAUCAUUGUUGCAUGGUCCGUGAUCUCCUUGUACAUAACAAAUUGCUGUCCUAUUGACUUAGCGUAAUGUGGUAUUUGGACUAUCUAGAUCUCAUGAAUGUGGGUGUUUGGAAUUGAGGAUGCAUAAAAGAAUAGUUAUCUUUGUAGCUGAUUAAGUUUUGUAAGUGAGACUUCCAAUAUUAUAUGGCGAGUACAUGUUGUUAUAUAAACGGUGUACUCCCUCUUGUGUCUGCUAAUCAAACUCUUAAUCUUCAGCUUA
Beta vulgaris subsp. vulgaris (sugar beet) is the source of this 903-nucleotide messenger RNA. RefSeq names its product GTPase activating protein 1. Bases 125 to 646 code for a protein of 173 amino acids. The record is from RefSeq and is a predicted model, not a curated record. Lineage: Eukaryota; Viridiplantae; Streptophyta; Magnoliopsida; Caryophyllales; Amaranthaceae. The transcript has 3 exons.